Messenger RNA from Oncorhynchus nerka (sockeye salmon), 2920 nucleotides. Its product is annotated as diamine oxidase [copper-containing]-like. Gene Ontology annotation, cellular component: plasma membrane. Gene Ontology annotation, biological process: response to antibiotic; amine metabolic process. The record is from RefSeq and is a predicted model, not a curated record. Gene Ontology annotation, molecular function: diamine oxidase activity; quinone binding; primary methylamine oxidase activity. Lineage: Eukaryota; Metazoa; Chordata; Actinopteri; Salmoniformes; Salmonidae. The coding region runs from base 251 to 2491 and encodes 746 amino acids. The transcript is spliced from 4 exons.
GGAAUGUGUCUGUAUCUGGAUGCCAGAUAUGCUGUAAAGUAUGUUUUUCUUUUCAGCGCAGGAAGCACUGGAUGAAACAGAGAAGGGAUGCUAUAAGAUCAGUAGAGGGUUUACUCAAGGGCAUUUAUUAGAUAAGCGUCAGACAUAGCUUAAUAGCUCAUGUGCAAGGGUCGAACAGGAAAAACAACAGGGUUGAGAACACAUUCUGCACUGUCUGUCUGUCUUCUCUCCCAGUUGUGUCUCAGUAGACAUGGCCAUGAGGUGCUUCUGUCUGCUGCUGGUGCUGCUGCUCGCUCUGGAUGUGUGUGAAGGUGACCGUGGUCGGGAGUGGGCUCACCACGGGGCAUCAAUGUUCGCCGACCUGACCCCCAAUGAGAUGCGCGACGUCCGGGACUACCUGCAAGGCAAGCCAGAGUUGGGACUGACAGCGGCCCGGGGCAAGUCCCUGAAGAAGAAUAGCAUUCUGCUGAUGGAGCUCCACCUGCCCCGCAAGCACGAGGCACUGAGGGCCCUGGAUCGGGGCCAGGCCAAGCCCAUGCGCCAGGCCAGGGUGGUGGUGCAGUUCGGGAACCAGUCCCAGCCCAACAUCACCGAGAUCAUCGUGAGUCCACUUCCCUUCCCUACCUCGUACAGGGAGAAGACCUUCAAGGGAGACAAGCCCAUUCGGUUUGAGUCACGGCCCAUUACAAAGGCUGAGUACUCGCACAUCAUCGACAUCUUGCAGAAGAUCACCGCCAAGGUCCACAAGGUGCUGUUUGAGACCACGGGGGGAUUUUCCUUCCACAACUGUACCGACCGCUGCCUGACGUUCGCUGACAUUGCACCCCGUGGUUUGGAGUCAGGUGAGAGGAGGACCUGGAUCAUGCUGCAGAAGUUUGUGGAGGGCUACUUCAUCCAUCCUGUGGGCUUUGAGGUCCUGGUGAACCAUAAAGACCUGAACCCUGAGCGCUGGACGGUGGAGAAGGUGUGGAACAAUGGCCAGUACUUUGACAAGGUGGAGGAACUGGCGGACCAAUACGAGAAAGGAACACUGGAGAAAGUCAAACUUCCUGACCAUGACGACAAGGACUUGUACUCCACUUACAUUCCCCGUGGGCACAGCAACACCCGCACCGACAUCCACGGCCCCAAGCUGGUGGAGCCCCAAGGCCCUCGCUACCAUGUGGAUGGAAACUUUGUGGAAUAUGCAGGCUGGUCCUUUGCCUUCCGUGUCCGCUCCUCAGCCGGCCUCCAGAUCUUCGACCUGCGCUUCAACGGAGAGCGCAUCGCCUACGAGGUCAGUCUCCAGGAGGCCAUUGCCUUCUAUUCAGGCGAUACCCCCGCCGCCAUGCAGACCAAAUACAUUGACGCCGGCUGGGCCAUGGGCACCCUGGACUUCGAGCUGGCGCCUGGCAUCGACUGCCCUGAAAUCGCCACCUUUCUAGACCUGCACCAUUACUACGAUACGGACAAGCCUGUACAUUACAAGAAUGCCCUGUGUGUGUUUGAGAUGACCACGGGGAUGCCUCUGAGGAGGCACUUCAACAAUAACUUCCAAGGGGGCUACAACUUUUUCGGUGGUCUGGAGAACCAUGUGCUGGUGCUUCGUACCACCUCCACCGUCUAUAACUACGACUACAUCUGGGACUUCCUCUUCUAUCAGAACGGAGUGAUGGAGUCCAGGGUCAGUGCCACCGGUUACAUCCACGCCACUUUCUUCACGCCUAACGGACUACACUACGGGUCCAAGGUGUAUAACUACGUUCUGGGCAACCUUCACACGCAUCUCAUCCACUACAAGGUUGACCUUGAUAUUGCUGGUCGGAAGAACAGCUUUGAGUCGAUGAACCUCAAGUAUGUGAACUUCACGAACCCGUGGAGCCAUAAACAUUCCGUCGUCCAAUCCAAGCUCGUCAAGACCCAGCACCAGACGGAACGCGGUGCUGCCUUCCGCUUCGGCAAGAAGUUCCCCCGCUACGUGCACUUCUACAAUCCCAACGAGAAGAACAAGUGGGGCCACCAGAAGGGCUACCGCAUCCAGUACAACUCCCACGCCGACAGUGUGCUGCCCCGUGGCUGGAUGGAGGAGAACGGCAUCAGCUGGUCCAGAUACCCGUUGGCUGUGACCAGACACAAGGACAGUGAGCCCACCAGCAGUAGUAUCUACACUCAGAACGACCCCUGGGAGCCGGUGGUCUCCUUUGAGGACUACAUUCGCAACGAUGAAAGCAUCAUUAACCAGGACCUGGUUGCCUGGGUGACGGUGGGCUUCCUGCACGUGCCCCACUCAGAGGACAUCCCCAAUACGGCGACGCCCGGCAAUGCCGUGGGCUUCUUCCUACGUCCCUUCAACUUUUUCGACGAGGACCCCUCUCUGGCGUCCCGCAGUACCGUCAUCGUCCGGCAAGUCAAAGAGGGCAAGCCCAAGGUCCAGAGAUGGACCCCAGAGGUUGUAGGUCACUGUGUGACUGACAGGCCUUUCUUCUACAACGGCACAUACGCAGGAGUCUGAGGUGCAACUGACAGGGAAGACACAUAAUGGAGGUUCCAUCCUUGGUUCUGAGGGUGGAAAUCAUGUAAAUGUGAAAUAAUAUAUUCUGACACAGGCAUUAAUAAAACUAAUAUUAUGUUGAUAUCGUUCCUGUUUAGAUGUGAAAGAAUAACAUUAUUUUUUAUGAGUAUGCAAAUGUAUUGCAACAAUUUACCAUUCCUAGACACAGGCACAUUUCAUUAGAAAUGUUCUAAAAUCAUAACUCACCGACACAUUUUACCAUUGUGCAUACAUACAGUAACAGUCAAAAGUUUGGACACCCCUACUCGUUCAAGGGUUUUUCUUUAUUUGUACUAUUUUCUACAUUGUAAUAGUGAAAACUUGAAGACAUGAAAUAACACAUAUGGAAUCAUGUAGUAACCCAAAAACUAUUAAACAAAUCAAAAUAUA